Purpureocillium lilacinum is the source of this 639-nucleotide messenger RNA. RefSeq lists its product as uncharacterized. The record is from RefSeq and is a predicted model, not a curated record. Gene Ontology annotation, molecular function: RNA binding. Lineage: Eukaryota; Fungi; Ascomycota; Sordariomycetes; Hypocreales; Ophiocordycipitaceae. Gene Ontology annotation, cellular component: U4 snRNP; U2-type prespliceosome; cytoplasm. Gene Ontology annotation, biological process: mRNA splicing, via spliceosome.
AUGUCGUCGAACAAGCAGGGAAAGAUGAUUGGCUACAUCAACUGGCGCAUGCGCAUCGUUCUCAAUGAUGGCCGCCAGAUGACGGGCCAGAUGCUUGCGUUUGACAAGCACAUGAACCUCGUUCUCGCCGACACCGAAGAGUUCCGCCGCGUGAAGCGCAGACAGGCCAAGUCUGGUGCUCCCGGCUCCGACGCGCAGGUCAUCGAGAACGAAGAGAAGCGAACCCUCGGCCUCACCAUCGUCCGCGGCGCCCAGAUCAUUUCCGUCUCCGUCGAGUCUCCUCCCCCCGCCGAUCCCAGCGCCCGUCUCGGACGUUCCACCGCGGGUGGCAUUCCCUCGACCCUCGGUGCUGGCCCCGGCGUCGCUCGGCCCGCCGGCCGUGGUGCUCCUCCCGCCAACUUGGCUGGCCCUGCUGCCGGCGUUGGUGGUGGUGCCCCUCCUCCAGGUUUCCCUGGCUUCCCAGGCGGCGCGCCUCCCGCUCCCUUCGGACGCGGUGGUGGCCCUCCUCCCGGCUUCCCGGGCCAGUUUCCUCCCCCUGGCUUCCCGGGCAACUUCCGCCCUCCCGCUGGCUUCCCCGGCGGCGCUCCUGGCGGUCCCCCCGGCGCGCCCCCGGGCUUCAACCCUCCUCCCCGCAAAUAA